Molecule: messenger RNA, 3036 nt
Organism: Zophobas morio
Lineage: Eukaryota; Metazoa; Arthropoda; Insecta; Coleoptera; Tenebrionidae
Product: ATP-binding cassette sub-family C member 4-like
Exons: 9
Coding region: 1-3036 (1011 amino acids)
Biological process (GO): transmembrane transport
Cellular component (GO): membrane
Molecular function (GO): ABC-type transporter activity; ATP hydrolysis activity; ATP binding
Source: RefSeq, a predicted model, not a curated record
AUGUUACCAAAAAGUAAGAAAAAGUUAGUAUUGGUUAAUCAAGAGAAAAAUGUGCAUCCCAAAGAUAAGGCUAAUUCUCUUUCUCAUUUUUUCUUUUGGUGGCAGAUACCGUUAGUGAUAAAAAACUGGAGAAAUCAAGUAAAAGAAGACGAAUACGUCGUUGUUGCAAGAGAGCACGAGUCGAAAAAGUUAGGAGACCAAGUUGAAAAAUUUUGGAAUGAAGAACAGAUUUCAGGGAAAAGAGCGUCACUUACAAAAGCGUUAUUUAAGAGUUUCGGAACCGAAUUUAUCCUGUGUGGCUUAAUUUACUUUCCAUUUGACAUGGCAGCUACUGUACUUCAACCACUAUAUCUAGGAAAACUCUUAAACUAUUUUACUGUGAACGAAACACCUGUCACUAAAGAGCAAGCAUAUUUCUAUGGAUUUAUGAUAAUAGUGUCUAUUUUGAUUCGAGUACUAAGUUUUCAGCACUUUAUCUUGGCCACUUUCUCCAUUGGUCUGAAAGUGCGCACAGCCUGUUCCUCAUUAAUUUACAGGAAACUUCUAAGUUUGAAAAAAGCGACCAUUCAGAAGGCUACUUUGGGAAUGAACGUAGCUCUGAAAACCGACCAUCGAAUUCGCAUCAUGAAUGACAUAGUUGCUGGUAUUCGAGCUGUGAAAAUGUAUACUUGGGAGUCUUCGUUUGCAAAUUUAAUAAACGUAGUUAGAAAAUCAGAACUAAAGUACGUUGCUCAAUCGAACAGCAUUCAAAACACAAACUUCACCUUAGUAUCGUAUAUGCACAAGCUGUCUGUCUAUGUGUUCAUCCUAGCAGUCGUACUUUCUGGAUCUUUAUUAACUCCACAUAAAGUUUUCCUAUCGAUAAAUAUCUACGAUUUACUGCGACAAACCCUUCAAUACACCAGCGCCGGAAUCAGCCAGAUGUCAGAAAUAAAAACUUCUAUUCUAAGAAUUCAAGAAUUUUUGUUACUGGACGCCAACCAAAAAAGCAAAAAAACUAUUCGUUUGGAGAGUGAACCGAAAAUACCACAACGAGUACUUCUGAAAAAUGUAGAUGCCAAAUGGGAUUUGUCACUGGCGUCUACAGCUUUGACCGAUGUUAACUUUGAACUAAACGUAGGCGAAAUUGUUUCUAUUAUUGGUUCUGCUGGUAGCGGAAAGUCUACAUUACUUCAAGUUAUAUUGAAAGAACUAUCAGUUAUUAGUGGAACUCUAUACACAAAGGGAUCUAUAUCGUAUACAUCGCAAGAACCGUGGAUAUUUCCAGCCACAAUCAGACAAAACAUUAUAUUUAGUGAAGAACCCAACGAAACGAAAUAUCACAAGGUUAUAAAAGCCUGUGCUUUGGAGCGCGACAUUUCUCUUUUUUCUUAUGGCGACAAUACGUUAGUUGGAGAGAGAGGAGUGAUGCUCAGUGGAGGUCAAAAAGCUAGAGUCAAUUUGGCUAGAGCGAUUUACAAAGAUGCUGAUAUUUACUUGCUUGAUGAUCCUCUAUCAGCUGUUGAUAAGUCCGUCGCAAAUUAUAUCUUCACCAAAUGCUUCCUAGAGUACUUACAAGGGAAAAGUGUCGUACUGGUUACUCACCAGAUACAGUUUCUUAGGAACAUGGACAAAAUAUACAUUCUGGAAGAAGGAAAAGUAGCUUCUUGUGGAAAAUAUGACGAACUGGAAAUACUAAUGGGGCAAUCUGUUCAAAAAUAUGAAAGAAGGCGAUUAGACGUCGAUGAAGAAAAGUUCCUAGAAACUGGUCACUUAGAAUUUGAGAUUAAAGAAGACAGUGGAAAUUCAAACAUUAACAGAUACAAAACAAACAUGUAUUACAUGCUAAAGCAAGGUAUCACUGUGAUAGGAGCUUGUGUUGUUUUGGUUGGUGUUAAUUAUUGGAUUAUAAUUCCAACUAUAAUUCUGCAAUUAUUAUUUUAUUUACACCUGUUGGCAUUCCAUGCAGCCUUAAAUCAUUUCAAAAGAAUAUCGUCAACCAGUAGAAGUCCAAUAUUUACUCAUGUUUCAACCAGUAUACAGGGUUUAACGACAAUCAAAGCACUAAAAGUUGAACAGCAAUCUUUAUCCAAAUUUGACGAUUACCAGAAUGUUUACAAUUCAGUUGAGUACAUUCAGCGGGCUUUAUAUUUCGCCUACGCCUAUUGGGUAGAUUUUACUUGCUGUUUAUACUCAACUGCAGUCAUUUUCUAUCAACUAAUUCUUGUACAAGAUCCUUUAGUUGGAAAUGUGGGUUUGUCUAUCACGCAGUCACUUGUACUGCUUGGAUGCGCUCAAUACGCUCUAAAGUUCUAUGGUGAACUCGACUCCCAAAUGACUUCCGUGGAACGCGUCGUUGAGUACGCAGAUCUGACACCCGAAGACAACAAAGGCGAUUUCGUCCCUGCACCAUCAUGGCCCAGUCAAGGCUCCAUUAUAUUAGAUUCGGUUUCGAUGCAGUAUUCCGUAGACAAACCCUACGUCCUCAAAGGUAUUAACCUAGAUAUCAAAUCUGGCGAAAAAGUCGGUAUUAUAGGCAGAACUGGUUCCGGAAAGUCGUCCCUAAUUUCUACCAUUUUCCGAUUAUACGAGUUUGAAGGAACAAUCAUCGUCGACAACGUGGACAUAAAAUCAGUUCCACUUGAAGUUCUGAGUUCCAGGAUAUCGGUUAUCCCUCAAGAUCCUGUCUUCUUCUUGGGUACUUUACGGAAAAAUUUAGACCCUUUUGAUGAGUUUGAUGAUCAGCAGUUAUGGAGUUGUUUAGAAGAUGUCAAUCUUAAGCUCCUAGUUACAAGUUUACCGUUAGGAUUGGAGAGCCAGGUUUUAGAAGGUGGUGCGAAUUUUAGUGUCGGACAGAGGCAAAUGCUGUGUUUAAGUACGAUUAGGAGGAGGUUUAAAAAUUCAACGGUACUAACUAUUGCACAUAGAUUAGAUUCUGUUAUGGAUUCAGAUAAGAUUGUUGUAAUGGAUGCAGGUGUUGUUGUAGAGUUUGGCACCAGGGAAGAACUUUUACAAAAUCCGCAUGGAUACUUUUACAAAUAUGUCAAUAACGCAUAG